AUCGUCCCUCUCGGUUUUUGCUCUUCAGGGAACAAGGUCGUGAAAAUCGGAGGACUUGGUGUGGUGCCGCCAUUUCUUCCGCCUUUGGUCUCUGCACCUGUCGCAGAACUCCCAAAAGCGCUAUGCUGGGACAGAGCAUCCGGAGGUUCACAACCUCUGUGGUCCGUAGGAGCCACUAUGAGGAGGGCCCAGGGAAGAAUUUGCCGUUUUCAGUGGAAAACAAGUGGCGGUUACUAAUUAUGAUGACUCUGUACCUUGGGUCUGGAUUUGCUGCACCUUUCUUUAUAGUAAGACACCAACUGCUUAAGAAAUAAGGAUAUUUUAUUUAAUUCAUGAAGCAGAUACGCAGGGGAGCAUUUUAAGAGGUGCAGUCUCUUUGAAAAUGGAUCAAACUCUUGAGUUCAAAAUACUAGAUGUGUCUGUAAAUAAACUUAUGGCAUGAA
Molecule: messenger RNA, 443 nt
Organism: Manis pentadactyla (Chinese pangolin)
Lineage: Eukaryota; Metazoa; Chordata; Mammalia; Pholidota; Manidae
Product: cytochrome c oxidase subunit 7C, mitochondrial
Exons: 3
Coding region: 123-314 (63 amino acids)
Biological process (GO): mitochondrial electron transport, cytochrome c to oxygen
Source: RefSeq, a predicted model, not a curated record